Marchantia polymorpha subsp. ruderalis is the source of this 1031-nucleotide messenger RNA. The record is from the annotation of a GenBank genome assembly. NCBI's taxonomy places the organism in Eukaryota, Viridiplantae, Streptophyta, Marchantiopsida, Marchantiales, Marchantiaceae.
UUUAUCACUUAGAGAUCUGGGAUGUGGCCAAAUGUAUACAGUCUUCCUUGCCUGCAGAAGCGGUACUUUCUAGUACUCUUGUACCUCCCAGACGAGUACUAUGUCUUCUCUCGAAGAUAGUCGUCUCGAUGUCAGAGAGGUGUUUCUGAGUAUUGGAUUGGAUGUCAAAACAGUUGAGAAAGCACUUGUCAAUGCCAAAUUCAGAGACAAUCUUCUUGAAGUAAUCCUAGAGGCCGAGCUACAUGAAGGCUGUAAGAUUUCGACAGGCCUUCUCCUACACUUGGUCGCUAGAAAGUAUCCCAAAAAUGCAUUGUGUCAUCGUCCCACGCUGCUGCAGUACAUUGCGACAGGAAAGGUCACAAGCGUCCCUCAAGUUGAAGCUGCCUUCGGAUUUUUUGCUCUGGUCGGUCCAGAGUUCUAUGAUAGAGAAAAAUUUGAGGAGAGUUGUGGUAUAGGUGUUGAGGUGUCUAGAGACCAAGUUACUGCUGCUGUGAAGAUGGUGUUUGAUAAAUGCAAAACUCUGAUACUAGAGCAACGGAAACAAGUAAAUGUCGGAGUUCUUCUGAAUCACGUGUGGGUGGCACAUCCAUGGGCAGAUGGGAAAGUACUAAAGAAAGAAAUUGACAUUCAGCUAAAGCAGCUACUGGAAGAAGAUGCGAAGAAGAAGCAAGUGCAGAGAAAAAGAAUGAAGCUUGUAGCCUGAGUAGGCAGAUAUUGCCUGAUUCGUCACUUCUCAGUACAAUAAUUAAAGUAUCUUGUACAUUCAGAAGACAGACGUGAAGCCCAGAUCUGCCCUACGGAGGAUUCCUUCACCAAGCGUAUAGUAAGGAGAUAAUAACGAUAUUAAUGUGUAAUUAGGUACAUGAGUGGCCAAAAUCUUUGCUACGUAAAUCACUUAGCAAACAACGUUGCUUCUGGAUCUCAGCUAUUUGGUGGAACUCUUCUACUGUACUCUGACAUUUAGGUGGAACUCUGAUGACUCAGAAGCGUUCAGUAUUUACACAAUAAUUUUGUCUUGCUAUCUGAAUGGA